This is a messenger RNA of Sciurus carolinensis (gray squirrel), 2007 nucleotides long. RefSeq names its product eukaryotic translation elongation factor 1 delta (gene Eef1d). NCBI's taxonomy places the organism in Eukaryota, Metazoa, Chordata, Mammalia, Rodentia, Sciuridae. The record is from RefSeq and is a predicted model, not a curated record. The coding region runs from base 1 to 1950 and encodes 649 amino acids. Gene Ontology annotation, molecular function: guanyl-nucleotide exchange factor activity; translation elongation factor activity. Gene Ontology annotation, cellular component: cytosol; eukaryotic translation elongation factor 1 complex. The transcript has 8 exons. Gene Ontology annotation, biological process: translational elongation.
AUGAGGAGCGGGAAGGCCUCUUGUGCCCUGGAGACCGUCUGGGAGGACAAGCACAAGUAUGAGGAGGCCGAGCGGCGCUUCCACGAGCAGGAGGCCACGCAGGCCGCCGCCUCUGCCCAGCAGCUCCUGACACAGGUGCCAGCCGAGAACGGGCCCGGUCAGGAGGACACCGAGGCCGCCAGCCAGGCAGGGGCCCCUGACACCAGCAGCAGGAGUGAGCCCAGGAAGAGCCGUGACAGCAAGAAGCCCCUGCAAAAGAAGAGGAAGCGCUCCCCUAAGAGCUGGCUCGGCCAGGUGGACCUGGCCCUCGUGGGCCUCUCGGCUGACCACGUAUGGCUGGACAAGCCACUCUUCGACCAGGCGGAAAGCUCCUACCGCCAGAGGCUGGCAGAUGUGGCCGCCCAGGCAGCCCAGCUGCCUGCCCUGGCUCCUUGGGGUCCCUGCACGCAUGGGAACCAGGUGGCCUGUCACCACGUGACCUGGGGAGUCUGGGUCAACAAGUCUUCCUUUGACCAGGCUGAGCGGGCUUUUGUGGAGCAGUCUCAGACCCUGUUGCUGUCUGCAGAGGGGAGCUGCAGGCAGGGGGCUCCUGAUACAGGCCAGCUGGUGGCCACCCCCAGCCUGGCCCUGGUCCACCAGCCCAGCCCACCAGCCAAUGGCCAGCCCCCCCUGGGCAGCCUGCAGGCACUGGUGCGGGAGGUGUGGCUGGAGAAGCCCCGGUACGAUGCUGCCGAGAGGGGCUUUUAUGAAGCCCUGUUUGACGGCCAUCCUCCUGGGAAGGUGCGCCUGCAGGAGCGAGCUGGUCAGGCAGAGGGUGCCCGGCGGGGCCGCAGAGACCGGCGGGGCCGCAACCCCAUAGGAAGCAAGAGGGCCGGGCCGCGGCGGGCCGAUGGGGAGGCCCCUUCUGCCUUGCCUUACUGGUAUUUCCUGCACAAGGACGCUGAGGCCCCCUGGCUCAGCAAGCCCACCUACGACAGCGCCGAGUGCCGCCACCAUGCUGCCGAGGCCCUGCGCAUGGCCUGGCGCCUUGAGGCCGCCUCCCUGGUUCACCGACCUGGGCCCCGCUCUGGCCCAUCCAUGUCCAGCCUGAGACCCAACAGAAAAAUGGCUACCAACUUCCUAGUGCAUGAGAAGAUCUGGUUUGACAAGUUCAAAUAUGAUGAUGCAGAAAGGAAGUUCUAUGAACAGAUGAAUGGGCCUGCGGCCGGCGCCUCCCGCCAGGAGAAUGGUGCCAGCGUGAUCCUCCGCGACAUUGCGAGAGCCAGAGAAAACAUCCAGAAGUCCCUGGCCGGAAGCUCAGGCCCUGGAGCCUCUGGUGGGCCUGGUGGAGAUCACAGUGAGUUGGCUGUCCGGAUCGCCAGCCUGGAAGUAGAGAACCAGAACCUGCGAAGCGUGGUGCAGGACCUGCAACAGGCCAUUUCCAGGCUGGAGGCCCGGCUGAGCACCCUGGAGAAGAGCUCACCCACCCACCGAGCCACAGCCCCACAGACCCAGCACGUGUCUCCCAUGCGCCAAGUGGAGCCCCCAGCCAAGAAGGUCGCCACACCUGCAGAGGACGAUGAGGACAAUGACAUUGACCUGUUUGGCAGCGGUGACGAGGAGGAGGACAAGGAGGCUGCCCGGCUGCGGGAGGAAAGACUGCGGCAGUAUGCAGAGAAGAAGGCCAAGAAGCCCUUGCUGGUGGCCAAGUCCUCCAUCCUCCUGGAUGUCAAACCCUGGGAUGAUGAGACAGACAUGGCCCAACUGGAGGCCUGCGUGCGCUCUAUCCAGCUGGACGGGCUGGUCUGGGGUGGCUCCCAGCUGGUGCCUGUGGGCUAUGGCAUCCGCAAGCUGCGGAUCCAGUGUGUGGUGGAGGAUGACAAGGUGGGCACCGACCUGCUGGAGGAGCAGAUCACCAAGUUUGAGGAACACGUGCAGAGUGUGGACAUCGCAGCUUUCAACAAGAUCUGAGCCAAGCACAGGUCCAGUCGUCUGAGGCCCUAGGAGAUUAAAGACUGAGACUCAGCA